Messenger RNA from Thlaspi arvense, 1841 nucleotides. NCBI's taxonomy places the organism in Eukaryota, Viridiplantae, Streptophyta, Magnoliopsida, Brassicales, Brassicaceae. The record is from the annotation of a GenBank genome assembly.
CGAGCAUUCAUCAUACAAGCCCUAGUUACAUUCUAAGUGUACUCAUUAAACUAAUUUGCUUAAUUAGACUACUAAAUAUUAUAUGGCAAUUAAGCUUGCACUUCUAGUCACAGUCUUUGUAGCCUUAUGGGCUGUUUCAAAAGGAAGAUCUCUUACAUUCUCGACGAACCUACUUGAUCGUUAUAGUUUUCCUCCUGAUUUUAUUUUUGGUGUUGCUUCUUCAGCUUAUCAGUAUGAAGGUGCAAUCGAAAAAGGAGGGAGGACGCAGAGCAUUUGGGACAACUUCACACAUGCAUAUCCAGGAUGACAUUAAAUUGAUCAAGGAACUGAAUAUGGAUACUUUCAGAUUCUCCAUCUCCUGGUCAAGAAUAUUACCAAGUGGAAAGCUAAGUGAUGGGGUAAACAGUGAAGGAAUUAACUUCUACAAAAAUCUCAUUGAUGAACUUAUCGAGAAUGGCAUAAAACCUUUUGUAACUAUCUACCAUUGGGAUAUCCCUCAAGUAUUAGACGAUGAGUAUGGUGGCUUCUUAAGCCCUCGGAUCAUUGAUGAUUUCCGGAACUACGCUAGAUUGUGCUUCGAAGAAUUUGGUGACAAGGUCAAUAUGUGGACAACGUUCAACGAACCAUAUGUUUAUAGCGUUGCGGGUUACGACAGUGGAAAUAAAGCAAUGGGACGAUGCUCGAAAUGGGUAAACAGCCUAUGUGUGGCUGGUGAUUCGAGCACAGAACCUUACUUAGUCUCUCAUCAUCUUCUUCUAGCUCAUGCUGCAGCUGUUGAAGAGUUUAGAAAUUGUGACAAGAUCUCACAAGAUGGUAAGAUAGGCAUAGUGUUAUCACCUUUGUGGGUCGAGCCUUAUGAUGUCGCCUCCCAUGCUGAUAAAGAAGCAGUUGAACGAGCUCUUGCCUCCUAUGUUGGUUGGCAUCUCGAUCCUCUAGUCUUUGGAGACUAUCCGGAAACGAUGAAGAAAAACGCUGGAAAUAGGUUGCCUUCUUUUACCAAAGAACAAUCAGAGUUAAUCAAAAACUCAUUUGAUUUUAUUGGAAUAAACUACUACACUGCUAGAUUCGUUGCUCACAAGCUUCAUCAUGACCCUACACGACUUCGUUUCACGACGGAUCAACAUCUCGAAUACAAAGUGACAAAUUGUAGCGGCGAUUACAUCUCUUCGGAAUCGGAUGCAACAAAAACUCUCUACUCAUAUCCUGAAGGCAUACGAAAGAUUCUGAAUUAUAUUAAAAAUAAAUAUAACAACCCAACGAUUUACAUAGCAGAAAAUGGAAUUGAUGAGUACGACGUUGAGUCAAUUCCACGUGAGCAAAUUUUAAAGGACACAAAGAGAAUAGACUACCAUGAUAAACAUCUCCAAGAACUCCACAAAGCAAUCACUGUGGAUGGGUGUGACGUGAGGGGAUAUUUCGCAUGGUCGUUGUUGGAUAAUUUUGAAUGGGAACAUGGCUACAAGAUGAGGUUUGGUCUGUACUACGUUGAUUAUGCCGAUGAUCUAAGACGAUAUGCUAAAGAUUCAGCCAAAUGGUUCAAAAAGUUCCUCGAGAGAUCGGAGCAACUGACACCAUUGGAUCCGUUUAAGAGUAUCAAGAAAUGGUGGUCUGCGCUACAGAUGAUCUGAGUUCUUUGGAAAAUCAGAAUAUGCAUCUCAAUCUUUUGUUCUAUUGUAGAUAGCAAAAUAUGACAUAUACAUAUAUACGAUAAUGUUUUCCUUACAAGAUUAAAUUGUAAUUUUGGUAGAUCUUCACAAUCUUCACUGUCCAGAUUCUCCAAAUAUCAUAAAUAUUAUUAUUAAGAUUCCCCAAAUAUCAUAAAUAUUAUUAUUAAUUUAAUA